GUUCUUCCAGAAGAGGAUGACUAUGGAUUUGACAUAGAAGAAAAGAAUAAAGCCAUUGUGGUAAAGUCUGUUCACCGAGGUUCACAUGCAGAGAUGGCGGGCUUGCAGGUUGGUCGAAAAAUUUAUUCCAUGAAUGAGGACCUUGUGUUCCUGCGUUCAUUUCAAGAGGUUGAGACCAUCUUAAACCAGUCUUUCUGCUCUCGGCGUCCUCUUCGUCUUCUUGUGGCCACCAAAUCUAAAGAGAUCAGAAGCAGCAGCUUUGGGGCUUCACCCAGGCCAAUGUGUCCUGAAAGUAAAUGGAAAUAACGUGAUGAGUGAAAAUUACACUGAAGUUCUGGAUCACUUUUCAUCGUAUAGGAAUAGGCAGCAAGAAUUUCUGGGUUUCUACCAAUGGGUUUACAGAACGCAUGAAGAUGCUGAAGAGGAGAGAGCUCUUCAGGCAGCUUCAAACUCAUACCUGAAUGGAAGUCAUUCAGAGAUGCUUAAAGGAAACCUCUCAAUUGAAGAAAAUUCAGAUCUUGAUCCCCUUAAUGACAGCCAGCAGGAAGAAGACUUGCCCCUUCAGACUUUUGACUCUCCUCUAAUUAUAAGAGAAGACGCUCAUCUUAUAAGUCUAACAGUGGACAAUGUCCAUCUAGAACAUGCUGUGGUUUACGAAUAUGUCAGCACUGCUGGAAUCAAAUGUUUUGUCCUGGAGAAGAUCAUUGAACCGAAGGGGUCCUUCAUCCUCACAGCAAAGAUUUUGGAGGCUUUUGCAACAGACGACAGCAACUUUGUGAAGAAUUGCAGAAGGCUCAUGUCUCUCAGCAAUGCAAUGGUCACCAUGCCACAAUAUGAGUUCCGGCACAUUUGUGACACAAAGCUAGAAAGCAUCAGCAGAAGAAUUGACAGUUAUCAAGAGUUUUCAGAUGAAUUGAAAAUGAAAGUGAGCCCAUCCUUCAAACGAGCCACAACAGAUCUUCACCCCUUGUGCAGCAUGGAUUUCUGCCCUACCAACUGCCACAUUAACCUCAUGGAAGUGUCAUACCCCAAAAACACUACCUCAACGGCAAGGUCAUUCAGCAUUCGCAUUGGACGGAAGCCUUCUAUUAUUGGCCUUGACCCAGAACAAG
Thamnophis sirtalis is the source of this 1112-nucleotide messenger RNA. The record is from RefSeq and is a predicted model, not a curated record. Lineage: Eukaryota; Metazoa; Chordata; Lepidosauria; Squamata; Natricidae.